CUUUACGGAAAACUUUAUAAUGCUACCUUUACGUUUAAAAAAUAGUUUAUUAAAAAUUAUAAAUGGAUCAUUAGUAGAUUUACCAACACCAUCAAAUAUUACAACAAUAUGAAAUUUUGGUUCAUUAUUAGGAUUAUGUUUAAUAACCCAACUAAUUACAGGUAUUUUUUUAGCUAUACAUUACACACCUAAUAUUCAAAUAGCAUUUGAUAGAAUUAUCCAUAUUUACCGAAAUAUUAAUAAUGGUUGAAUAAUCAAAAAUUUACAUGCAAAUGGUGCUUCAAUAUUUUUUAUCUGUAUAUACUUACAUAUUGGACGAGGAAUAUUUUUUGGAUCAUUCAACCUUAAACCAACUUGAAUUACAGGAACAACAAUAUUAUUAUUAACUAUAGCAACCGCAUUUUUAGGAUACGUAUUACCUUGAGGACAAAUAUCUUUUUGAGGAGCUACUGUAAUUACUAACCUUCUCUCAGCAAUUCCAUAUUUAGGAGAAUUCUUAGUACAAUGAUUAUGAGGAGGAUUUUCUAUUAAUAAUGCUACACUAACACGAUUUUUUACUCUUCAUUUUAUUAUUCCCUUUAUUAUUAUUAUAAUAACAAUUAUUCAUUUAAUAUUUCUACAUAACACAGGAUCAAGAAACCCUUUAGGAACUAAUAGUGAUAUUGAUAAAAUGUCAUUUCAACCUUAUUUUUUAUUAAAAGACAUUGUAGGAUUUAUUUUAAUAUACUUUAUCUUAAUUUAUAUUAUUUUAAUAAAUCCUAAUAUAUUAAGAGACCCAGAUAAUUUUACCCCUGCUAAUCCUAUAAUUACUCCUCCUCAUAUUAAACCUGAAUGAUAUUUUUUAUUUGCAUAUGCAAUCCUACGAUCUAUCCCUAAUAAAUUAGGAGGUGUAAUUCUUCUUCUAAUGUCUAUUUUAAUAUUAUUAAUUAUACCUUUUUAUAAAAUAAUAAAUUUCAAAGGAUUAAAUUUUUACCCAUUUAGACAAUUUAUAUUUUGAAUAUUUAUUAGAAUUGUAUUAAUAUUAACAUGAAUUGGAAUAAGGCCUGUAGAAAAUCCAUUUAUUAUUGUUGGACAAAUUUUAACAUUAAUAUACUUCUUUUAUUUUUUAAUUUAUCCUACACUAACAAAAAUAUGAGUCAUUUUAUUAAAUUAAAUUAAAUCAACAAA
Molecule: messenger RNA, 1167 nt
Organism: Neodiprion virginianus
Lineage: Eukaryota; Metazoa; Arthropoda; Insecta; Hymenoptera; Diprionidae
Product: cytochrome b-like
Exons: 1
Biological process (GO): mitochondrial electron transport, ubiquinol to cytochrome c
Cellular component (GO): membrane
Molecular function (GO): electron transfer activity
Source: RefSeq, a predicted model, not a curated record